AUGUCACCACCUACGACUUCGGUAUCUUCAUCUUCAAUCGCUGGCCCUAGUGGUCAGAACCCGCAUCCAAUGCUGGAGAACAAUGAAGAGAAGAAUAGCGUAGUCAUCAAAGUUGGGAUGGUUGGAGAUUCUCAGAUUGGCAAGACGAGUCUCAUGGUCAAGUAUGUAGAAGGCAGCUUUGAUGAGGAUUAUAUCCAGACACUAGGCGUCAACUUCAUGGAGAAAACGAUUUCUGUCCGGCGUACCACCAUCACAUUCUCAAUAUGGGAUUUGGGUGGUCAGCGAGAGUUCGUCAACAUGCUGCCGCUCGUCUGUAAUGAUGCUGUGGCGAUUCUAUUCAUGUUCGAUCUUUCUCGAAAGUCAACGCUAAAUUCGGUGAAGGAGUGGUAUCGUCAGGCUCGAGGAUUCAACAAGACUGCUAUACCAUUUCUCAUUGGCACGAAAUUCGAUACGUUCGCGACGUUCCCAAGAGACGAGCAGGAGGAGAUUACCAAGCAGGCAAAACGAUUUGCUCGUGCGAUGCACGCCUCGCUGGUCUUCUGUUCGACAUCUGCGUCAAUAAACGUUCAAAAGAUCUUCAAAAUUGUGCUUGCCAAGGCAUUUGAUCUCAAAUGCGUCAUUCCCGAGAUUGAGGGCGUUGGGGAACCCAUUCUGAUAUACGUGGAUGUGUAA
Suillus discolor is the source of this 672-nucleotide messenger RNA. Its product is annotated as small GTPase. Bases 1 to 672 code for a protein of 223 amino acids. Lineage: Eukaryota; Fungi; Basidiomycota; Agaricomycetes; Boletales; Suillaceae. The transcript has 4 exons. The record is from RefSeq and is a predicted model, not a curated record. Gene Ontology annotation, molecular function: GTPase activity; GTP binding.